AUGGCCCCCAGACAAAAAAUCCUGCUCCUCGGAGCAACAGGCGAAACCGGCGCGUCUAUACUGAACGGUUUACUAGCAUCUAACCAGUUUGAUGUAGAGAUCCUAGUCCGACCCAGCUCCGCAGAAAAACCCGCAGUGCAGGAGCUCAAAACCCGGGGCGUCGCAUUACGAGUCGCGGACAUCACAGCCCCCGAGGAAGAACUAGUCUCUGCCCUGGCGGGAAUCGAUAUCCUCAUCAGUGCCAUUGGACCUAACGAUCUCUUGCAGCAGAAGACCCUGGUGAGGGCUGCAAAGAGCGCAGGGGUGAAGCGAUUUGUCCCCUGUGCUUUCAUCACCGUUGCGCCGCCGAAGGGUGUGAUGUUGCUUCGUGAUGAGAAAGAAGAGAUCUACAACGAAAUCAAAAGACUGGAGGUACCGUACACAGUCAUCGACGUCGGCUUCUGGCACCAGAUCUCCAUCCCCCCGCUCCCGUCUGGCCGGAUUGAUUACGCACUGAUGAUGCCGGAAGCUGUUAUCCAUGGCGAUGGCAAUGCGCCUAAUCUACUCACAGACCUGCGCGACAUCGGCCGCUUUGUAGCCCGGAUUGUGGACGAUGAGCGCACGCUCAAUAGGUAUGUUUAUACCUGGAGUGACGUCCUAAGCGAGAAUGAGAUCUUUGAGCUUGUGGAGGAGGGUUCUGGAGAGAAGAUUGAGCGGAAAUAUGAAACCGCACAGCAGAUUGAGAAACGGCUAGAGGAUGCCUUGGCUGCUCUUUCUCUUGAUCCUACUGACCCAGCAAAACGCAUGCAGGUCUAUAUUGUGCAGUAUGUGCAUAGCAAGUAUGUCCGAGGGGAUAACCAGCCCCGCUAUGCAAAGUAUUUGGGGUACCUCGAUGCUAGAGAGCUGUAUCCAGACCUGAAGCCGGUUUCUUUUAGAGAAUCCUUUGUUGAGGUUCUUGAGGGGAAGGGGAAGAGGCCUUACUACUAG
Messenger RNA from Aspergillus puulaauensis, 966 nucleotides. Its product is annotated as aromatic alcohol reductase. The record is from RefSeq and is a predicted model, not a curated record. NCBI's taxonomy places the organism in Eukaryota, Fungi, Ascomycota, Eurotiomycetes, Eurotiales, Aspergillaceae. Bases 1 to 966 code for a protein of 321 amino acids. The transcript has 4 exons. Gene Ontology annotation, molecular function: oxidoreductase activity.